This is a messenger RNA of Fragaria vesca subsp. vesca, 5751 nucleotides long. NCBI's taxonomy places the organism in Eukaryota, Viridiplantae, Streptophyta, Magnoliopsida, Rosales, Rosaceae. The record is from the annotation of a RefSeq genome assembly.
AUGAUUUUAAAAUCUUUUAUACUAGGGAAUCUAGUAUCCUUAUGCAUGAAGAUAAUCAAUUCGGUCGUUGUGGUCGGACUCUAUUAUGGAUUUCUGACCACAUUCUCCAUAGGGCCCUCUUAUCUCUUCCUUCUCCGAGCUCGGGUUAUGGAAGAAGGAGAAGAAGGAACCGAGAAGAAAGUAUCAGCAACAACCGGUUUUAUUACGGGACAGCUCAUGAUGUUCAUAUCGAUCUAUUAUGCGCCUCUGCAUCUAGCAUUGGGUAGACCUCAUACAAUAACUGUCCUAGCUCUACCGUAUCUUUUGUUUCAUUUCUUCUGGAACAAUCACAAACACUUUUUUGAUUAUGGAUCUACUACCAGAAAUUCAAUGCGUAAUCUUAGCAUUCAAUGUUUAUUCCUGAAUAAUCUCAUUUUUCAAUUAUUCAACCAUUUCAUUUUACCAAGUUCAAUGUUAGUCAGAUUAGUCAACAUUUAUAUGUUUCGAUGCAACAACAAGAUGUUAUUUGUAACAAGUAGUUUUGUUGGUUGGUUAAUUGGUCACAUUUUAUUCAUGAAAUGGGUUGGGUUGGUAUUAGGCUGGAUACAUCAAAAUAAUUCUAUUAGAUCUAAUGUACUUAUUAGAUCAAAUAAGUACCUUGUGUCAGAAUUGAGAAAUUCUAUGGCUCGAAUCUUUAGUAUUCUCUUAUUUAUUACCUGUGUCUACUAUUUAGGCAGAAUACCGUCACCCAUUGUUACUAAGAAACUGAAAAAAACCUCAGAAACGGAAGAAAGGGGGGGAAGUGAGGAAGAAACAGAUGUAGAAAUAGAAACAACUUCCGAAACGAAGGGGACUAAACAGGAACAAGAGGGAUCCACCGCAGAAGAUCCUUCCCCUUCCCCUUUUUCGGAAGAAAAGGAGGAUCCGGACAAAAUCGAUGAAACGGAAGAGAUCCGAGUGAAUGGAAAGGAAAAAACAAAGGAUGAAUUCUACUUUAAAGAGACACGCUAUAAAAAUAGACCCGCUUAUGAAACUUAUUAUCUGGAUGGGACUCAAGAACAAGAAAAUUCGAAGUUACAAAUAUUUAAAGAAAAAAAGGAUCUCUUCCAAUUUGAAAAACCGGUUGUAGCUAUUCUUUUCGACCCUAAACGAUGGAAGCGCCCCUUACGAUAUAUAAAAAACAAUCGAUUUGAAAAUGCUGUAAGAACUGAAAUGUCACAAUAUUUUUUUUAUACAUGUCAAAGUGAUGGAAAAGAAAGAAUAGCUUUUACGUACCCCCCCAGUUUGGCAACUUUUUUGGAAAUGAUGCAAAGAAAGACAUCUCUGUUCCCAAAGGAAAAAGCCCCCUCUAAUGAAUUUUAUAAUCAGUGGAGUUAUACCAAUGAACAUAAACAGAAAAAUAUAAGCAAAAAUUUUAUAAAUAGAGUAAAAACCCUAGAUAAAAACCUAGCUCAAACUCUCACUAAAGAAUCUGUUGUUUUGAAUGUACUCGAAAAAAGAACUCGGUUGUGUAAUGAUAAGACUAAAAAAGAAUAUUUACCAAAAAUAUACGAUCCUUUCUUAAAUGGACCCUAUCGUGGACGAAUCAAAAAAUUGUUUUCACUAUCAAUUAAAAAUGAAAUUUCUAGUUCUAGAAAAAAUUAUAUGGAAAGGUUUUUGAUAAAUAAGAUUCAUAGUAUCCUUCUUAUUAUUAAUCGCCUAGAAUUUGAACAAAAACUAAAUCUAUUUGAUAGAAAAACAUAUGUAAAGCAAAUGGAUUAUUUAUUGAACUUAAUCAAUGAAUUUGCUGUAAAAUCAACAUCAAGUUUAAAUUUUAAAAGACCUUUUUUAGUUCCUGAACACGAACAAGUAAGAAUUGAUUCAGAAGAUAGAAUCAAAAUUUUCAAAUUUUUAUUUGAUGCAGAUAUAACUCUUCCAAAUGAGAAAACGAUAAAAAAAAAAUCUAUUGCACUAAAAGAAAUCCAUAAAAAAGUCCCUCGAUGGUCAUACAAAUUAAUUAACGAUUUGGAACAACAGGAGGGAGAAAACCCGGAAAGUGGAGUAGAAAAUCAUCAGAUUCGCUCAAGAAAAGCAAAACGUGUAGUUAUUUUUACUGAUAACCAACAGAAUACUGAUACUUAUAGUAAUACCCAAGAAACUAAUAAUACUGAUCAACCAGACGAAGUAGCUUUGAUACGUUAUUCACAACAAUCGGAUUUUCGUCGAGACCUAAUCAAAGGCUCUGUGCGUGCUCAAAGACGUAAAAUAGUUACUUGGAAAUUCUUUGAGGCAGAUGUGCAUUCCCCCCUCUUUUUGGACCGAAUAGAUAAAUCCCCCAUUUUUUCUUUUGAUAUUUCCGAACGUAUAAACCUAAUUUUGAGAAAUGGUAUGUGGACAAACACAGAACUCAAAAUUUCGGAUUCUAAAGAGAAAACUACAGAAGAAAGUGAGAAAAAAAGAGAAGAGUAUAAAAAAGAGGAAGCCAAAAGAAAGGAAAAGGUACGUAUAGAAAUAGCGGAAGCCUGGGAUAGUAUUUUACUUGCUCAAGUAAUAAGAGGUUUUUUGUUAGUAACCCAAUCGAUUCUUAGAAAAUAUAUUAUAUUGCCUUCAUUGAUAAUAGUUAAAAACACCGCCCGUAUGCUAUUGUUUCAAUUUCCCGAAUGGUCCGAGGAUUUUAAAGAUUGGAAUCGAGAAAUGUAUGUUAAAUGCACCUAUAACGGUGUUCAAUUAUCAGAAAAAGAAUUUCCAAAAAACUGGUUAACAGACGGUAUUCAGAUUAAAAUCCUAUUUCCUUUUCGUCUGAAACCUUGGCAUAGAUCUAACCCACGAGCCCCUUAUAACGAUCCAAUGAAAAAUAAAGAUUCAAAAAAUGAUUCUUGUUUUUUAACAAUUUUUGGAAUGGAAGCGGAAUUCCCUUUUGAUUCUCCCAGAAAACAACAUUCAUUUUUUGAACCCAUUUUUAAAGAACUCAAAAGAAAAAUUAGAAAAUUGAAAAAUAAAUUCUUUCUAAUUCUAAAAAUUUUUAAAGAAAAAACAAAAUUGUUUCUAAAUGUUUCAAAAGAAAUAAAAAAAUGGGUCAUUAAAAGGAUUCUAUUUUUAAAAGAAAUAAAAAAAGAACUCUCAAAAAUAAAUCAAAUUCUAUUAUUAUUAUUUGGAUUGAGAAAAAGAAAAGUAUAUGAAUUGAGUAAAACUAAAAAAGAUUUGAUAAUAAGUAAUCUGAUGAUUCAUGAAUCGUCCGUUGAAACUAUACCAUCGUCCAUUGAAACUAUACCUCAGAAUUGGACAAAUUAUUCGUUGACAGAAAAAAAAAUGCAGGAUCUAACGGAUAGAACAAACACGAUCAUAAAUCAAAUAGAAAAAAUUACAAAUGAAAAAAAGGGCGGAUUUCUAAUUCCGGAUCGAAAUAUUCAUUCUAACAAAAACAAAAUAAGUGAUGAUGAUAAAAGGUUGGAAUCACAAAAAAAUAUUUGGCAGAUAGUAAAAAGAAAAAAUGCUCGACUAAUACGCAAAUCACAUUUUUUUAUAAAAUUUUUCAGUGAAAGGAUAUACACAAAUAUCUUUCUGUGGAUCAUUCAUAGUCCUAGGAUCAAUACACAACCAUUUCUUGAAUCAAUAAAAAAAAUUCUUAAUAAAUACAUUACCAAUAAUGAAACAAAUCAAGAAAAAAUGGAUAAAACAAAUCAAAGUUUAAUUCACUUUAUUUCGACUAUAAAAAAGGCAGUAUAUAAUACGAAUAUUAGUAAUAAGAAUUCAAAUACUUUUUGUGACUUAUCCUACUUUUCACAAGCCUAUGUAUUUUACAAACUUUCACAAACCCAAUUUCUUAAUUUCGAUUUUUAUAAGUUAAAAUCUGUCUUUCAAUAUAAUGGAGCAGCCCCAUUUAUUAAGAAUGAAAUAAGGGGUUAUUUUGUUGGAACACAAGAACUUUUUCUUUCUCAAUUAAGACAUAAGAAUCGUCAGAAUUCUGGAAUAAGUCAAUGGAUAAAUUGGUUAAGGAAUCAUUAUCAAUAUGAUAUAUCUCACAUUAGGUGGUCUAGACUAGUACCACAAAAAUGGCGAAAUAGAUUCAAUCACCACUGGAUGAAUCAAAAUAAGGAUUUAGGCAACUCAUCUAAAAAAAUGAAAUUUAGUCACUACGAAAAACGAAAAAUUUUUGAAAUGGCUUUAUUACUGGAUGAAAAAGAGAAUUUUAAAAAACAAUAUAGAUAUGAUCAGUUAGCAUAUAAAUCUAUUAAUUCUGAAGAUACGAAGUACUCUUCAAUUUAUGAAUUCUCAUUACACGUAAAAAAUAACCAAGAAGUUUUUUCGAAUUCCAACACAAAUAAACGAAAAUCUUUUUAUAUGAUGGAAGGUAUUCCUAUUAUCCCUAUAAAUAAUGAUCGAGUACAAGAUGGUAUUAGAGAUAUGGAGAAAAAUCUGGAUAGAAAAUAUUUUGAUUGGAGAAUUAUCCAUUUUUGUCUUAGAAACAAAAUAGAUAUCGAAGCUUGGAUGAAUAUUGAUACUGACCCAAGCAGUAAUAAAAAAUCUACUAAGGCUAAAUUUAAUAAUUAUCAAAUAAUUGAGAAAAUAAAAAAGCAAAAUUUUUUUUAUCUCACGAUUCAUCAAGAUCAAGAAAUUAAUUUAUCCAAUCAAAAAAGUUUUUUGGAUUGGAUGGGAAUGAAUGAAGAAAUAUUAAAUCACCCCAUAUCAAAUCUUGAACGUUGGUUCUUCCCAGAAUUUUUGAUAUUUUAUAAUUUGUAUAAAACUAAACCGUGGGUUAUACCAAAAAAAUUACUUCUUUUAGAUUCUAAUAUAAAUGAAAACGCUACUGAUAUUGAAAACAAAAGCAUUGCUGGAAAUAAAAAAAAAGAUACUUUUAUAUCAAUACCCUCCAAUGAAAAAAAAUCUCUUGAAUUAAAAAAACGAAAUAAAGAGCAAAAAGAAUCCGUGUACCAAGCAAACCUUGAAUCUACUCUUUCAAACCAAGAAAAAGAUGUUGAAGAAGAUUAUACGGACUCGGACAUGAAAAAACAUAAUAAUAAAAAGCAAUACAAGAACAAUACAAAAACAAAAGCGGAGUUUGAUUUCUUACUAAAAAGGUAUUUUCAUUUUCAAUUGCGAUGGGAUGAUAUUUUAAAUAAAAAAAUAAUCAAUAACAUCAAAGUAUAUUGUCUCCUGCUUAGACUGAUAAAUCCACGAGAAAUAACUAUAUCCUCUAUUCAAAGGGGAGAAAUGAGUCUUGAUAUUCUGAUGAUUCAAAAAAAUUUAACUCUUACGGAAUUCAUCAAAAGAGGAAUUUUGAUUAUUGAACCAAUUCGUCUAUCUAUAAAAAAUGAUGGGCAAUUUAUUAUGUAUCAAACCAUUGGUAUUUCAUUGGUUCAUCAAAGUAAACACAAAAUUAAUCAAAAAUACCGAGAAAAAACCGAUGUUGAUAAGAAUUCUGAUGAAGUCAUUACCAAAUAUAAAAAGAUGACUGGAAAUAGAGAUAAAAAUCAUUAUGAUUUGUUUGUUCCUGAAAAUCUUUUAUCACCGAGACUUCGGAGAGAAUUUAGAAUUCUAAUUUGUUUCAAUUUUAGGAAUAGAAAUGAUAUCCAUAAAAAUUCAGCAUUAGGGAAUGGGAAUAAGGUAAACCAUCAGGUUUUGGAUAAAAGCAAAGGAUAUAAAAGGAAACUGAUUAAAUUAAAGUUAUUUCUGUGGCCCAAUUAUCGAUUAGAAGAUUUAGCUUGUAUGAAUCGGUAUUGGUUUGAUAGCAAUAACGGCAGUCGUUUCGGUAUGGUAAGGAUACACAUGUAUCCGCGAUUGAAAAUUCAUUAA